AUGACGACGCACGCCGUCGUCGGCGUCGGCGGCGGCGUCGACGCGCGCGACGCGAAGCGCCCGAAGCUCGAGGGCGGCGGCGGCGGCGGCGGCGGCGGCGCGCGCGCGGACGCCGCCGUCGCGGCGACGUGGGAUCCGACGGCGGGCGCCCCGGGAAUCGCCGCGCGACGACCGUCCGACGACGCAAAGCUCGAGCGCGCCGCGCGCCUGUACGCGCCGCUGCCGCUCUGCCCGCGCGCGCGCGCGUCGAUCCCGCCGCCGCGCCGCGCCGCCGCGACCGCGUCGCUCCCCGGGAGCCCCAUCGACGACGCGUCGCGAACGCGAACGACGCGCGCGCGCGGCGUUCUCUCCUCCUACGCGAUCCCCGCGUCGGUCGACGCCGCGGCGUCCAACCCGCGCGGCGCGCACACGGACGACGAGGACGAGUCCGACGUCGUCGCGCGCGGGCGCGCGUGCGCGAGCGCGCUGCACGCGAUGCCGUGCGUCGAGCUCGCGCGCUCGACGCACGCGCAGCUGAUGACGGCGGCGCGCGCGUCGUGCGGCGGCGGCGGCGGCGACGAAGUCGACGGAUGCGUCCCGCUGGUGCGGCCGCUGCUCCUCGCGCACGCCGCCGCGGACGCGACGACGCUGCGCGACCGCGCGGUGGACGACCGCAGGACGCAAGCGAAGCGGCGAGAGAAGGAGCAGAAGAAAGCCGGCGGCGGCGCCGCCGCGCAUCGCGACGGCGCUCAACACGGCGGGAGAGGAGGGAGGGGCGGCGCGGGGCGGGGGCGAGGAGGGAGAGGGAGAGGGAGACGGCCGCAGAGGGAGCGAGAGUCGGGGGCGGGGUUGUACGCGAGGGCGUACGGGGGGCGGAAGCGCGAGAGGUUGGAGCCGGAGCCGGAGCCGCCGGCGGCGGCGGCGGAAGGCGAAGGGGAGGGCGAGGGCGGGGGCGUGGAGGAGGAGGAGGAGGAGGAGGAGGAGGAGGUCGAAGAAGAAAAUGACGUCAUCGACAUCUCCGACGACGGCGACGACGACGACCGCGAGAACGACCCGGACGCGAGCUCGGAUCACGGCACCGUGGACAUUAGCACCGACGAGGACGAGGACGUUUGA
Messenger RNA from Micromonas pusilla CCMP1545, 1095 nucleotides. RefSeq lists its product as uncharacterized. The coding region runs from base 1 to 1095 and encodes 364 amino acids. The record is from RefSeq and is a predicted model, not a curated record. Lineage: Eukaryota; Viridiplantae; Chlorophyta; Mamiellophyceae; Mamiellales; Mamiellaceae. The transcript has 2 exons.